AUGCGACGAGUCAAUCAUUGCAGCAAAUCGACUUUAUUCCAAAUACUUCGUUUUUUGUCAACGGAAACGGCGGCUGCCAAAGAAUUUAACGAAAUCCCAGGACCAACAUCUCUGCCACUGGUCGGCACCCUUUACCAAUAUUUACCUAUAUUUGGUAAGUACAAAUUUGACCGAAUACAUCACAAUGGGUUGGCGAAACUCCGUCAGUACGGACCGGUUGUCCGGGAAGAUAUUGUGCCCGGCGUGUCCAUAGUGUGGAUAUUCAAACCGGAAGACAUCGAGACGCUGUACCGGAAAGAAGGCAGGUACCCAGAAAGACGUAGUCAUUUGGCAUUACAAAAGUACAGAUUGAGCAAACCAGAUGUGUACAACACUGGAGGACUUUUGCCCACAAAUGGUUCGGAUUGGUGGAGACUUAGAAAAGCGUUCCAAAAACAUUUGAGUAAGGUACAAUGCAUCAAACGGUACGUGGAUAGUACGAACACGGUGGUUGGAGAAUUUAUAGAUCGAAGGAUAAAACGCGCAGAACGCAGAGACGAUUUCGGCCCCGAACUAUCCAGGCUCUUCCUAGAACUGACGUACUAUAUCGCAUUCGACGAGCGACUACAGCGGUUCAAAGACGAAGAAUGGGACUCAGAUUCGGAGUGUUCGAAACUGAUCAAGGCGGCUCAUGACAUAAACAGUGCGAUACUGAAGACCGAUAAUGGACCACAACUAUGGAGAAAGUUUGACACCCCCAUGUAUAAAAGUAUACAAAAAGGACACGAACAAAUUGAAAAAAUUGCGCUUAAAGUUGUAAAUGAAAAAUUGAUCAGUAUUAAAACGACAGACUCCAAAACAUCAUUGUUGGGAGAAUACUUGAGCUCAGACGACACGGAUUUCAAAGACGUCAUUGGAAUGACUGUUGACACUUUGUUAGCUGGAAUCGACACGGCGACGUAUUCGUGUGGUUUCGGACUGUACCAUCUGUCAUCGAAUCCGGACGUUAGGAAGAAAAUGUUCGAUGAGGCUCGGGCCCUGCUACCGGACAGCCACACACCAGUCACCGAUAGGGUGUUGGAGCGAGCCGUGUACGCGAAAGCGGUCGUCAAGGAGAUGUUCCGGAUGAAUCCGAUAUCGGUGGGCGUCGGCCGGAUACUGCCCGAGGAAUGCGUGUUUUCCGGGUACAGAGUCCCCGCAGGAACGGUCGUCGUCACACAAAACCAGGUGAGCUGCCGUCUGGAAGAAUACUUCCGGCGACCCAACGAAUUUGUGCCAGAGAGAUGGAUAAAGGGCAGCGCCGAAUACGAGCCGGUCAGUCCGUAUUUGGUUUUACCUUUCGGCCACGGGCCUAGGACGUGCAUAGCUAGACGUUUGUCUGAACAGUUCCUACAGGCCGUGCUCAUAAAAAUCGUCAGAAAUUUUGAUAUGACAUGGACGGGAGCAAAGUUGGACAGUAAAUCAUUAUUAAUAAACAAACCGGACGGACCGAUAUCUAUAUUAUUCAAGACCAGAGACUGA
Messenger RNA from Macrosiphum euphorbiae (potato aphid), 1500 nucleotides. NCBI's taxonomy places the organism in Eukaryota, Metazoa, Arthropoda, Insecta, Hemiptera, Aphididae. The record is from the annotation of a GenBank genome assembly.